UACCAUUAACAAAAUCAAUGGAGAAGAGAUAGAGAAAGAACCACCAAAAAAAGCAAGUUAUGAAAUGAUAACAAAUGUGGUGCAUGUUCAAGAGUAUUGACUCUAAUUAAGGGGAAUAAAAAAAAUACAAAAAAAUAGAGGCAGAAUACUAGAGGAGUUGAAUUGAUCAUCCACCCCAUUUUGUUAAUUAGUUUCUAUAUAAUAAUAAUAAUAGCACAAAUGCAACCUGAGAAAGUUGCUUCUAGUGUCCAAGAAUCAACACAAGAUCAAUUUUUUGAUCAUAAUGGUGUAGGUUCUUUUAAGUUUAAUGUUCAAGCCCCUGCCUUUGUGCCAAGAAAAUCACAUGCCACCACAAUACCUAUUUCAGGAGGAUAUUUAUACCCAUGCAAUUUUCAAUAUGUUAAUACUAAUAAUAAUAAUCAUAAUAGUAAAAUUUAUGGGGGUGAUCAAGAUGUUGCCUCCUUACUUCAAGAACCAAGUUUUGUUUCAUCACUAUCUCAAAAGGAUAAGCUUCCUGAAGACCUUAGGCUAAAAGUCAUCAAACAGGUUGAAUACCAACUUAGUGACAUGAGCUUGCUCGCGAAUGAGAGCUUGUUGAAACAAAUGAACAAGGACCCUGAAGCCUUCGUUCCUAUUUCUUCUGUUUCGGCUACAAAGAAAAUCAAGUCCCUCAUCACCAACAACCAAUUAACACUUUCUCAUGCCCUCUUGUCCUCUACAAAAUUGAUUGUAAGCGAUGAUGGCAAGAGAGUCAAAAGAAAAAUCCCAUUCACUGACAAGGAUAAAGAGGAAUUGAUGUUACGCACUGUGGUAGCUGAGAAUCUACCUGAUGAUCACUCUCAUCAUAACAUCGAGAAAAUAUUUAAUGUGGCUGGAAGUGUCAAAACCAUCCGAGUAUGCCAUCCUCAAGAUCCUAACACACGAACACGAGGAGACCUGGGCAUCAGCAGUAAGCUUCACGCACUGAUAGAGUUCGAGCAUCCAGAAGCCGCUGAGAAAGCAGCGAUGAAGCUAAAUGAUGAGAGGAACUGGAGAAAGGGCCUUCGAGUGAGGUUGUUGCUCAGACGUUCACCAAAGUCCGUUCUAAAGAGCAGAAAGACCGCAUUUGAGGGCUGUUUAGAUGAUGAAGAUUGGAUGAGUUCUGGAUUAGCAGAAGACUCGCAUCAUGUUUCUAACCAAUCAGAAGUAGUGGAUCAUACUAAUGUUGAAGAGACUUUAGCAGCUGCAACAACAAAGAAAACAUGGGGUAAAGGGCGUGUUAAAAGUACACGACAAAGAAACCAAAUGUACAACGGACGUGGACUGCUUUCCUCAUCACCACAAAGCAGCAAGACAUACGAAGCUCCGGUGAACCAAGUUACAAAAGGACCUAGAAUGCCAGAUGGAACCAGAGGUUUCACUAUGGGAAGGGGGAAGCCCCUGAGUAUUAAUAUUCAAACUGGAGUACAUGUUGUAUAAAUGGAAGAUGAUCAAUUUUGCCCCGGUUUCACUUGGUAGUCCAUGAAAGCCUCAAGUCAAAUUCUUUUUGUUGUUAAAUAUGUGUAUUCAUGUCAAUUUUUUCUAGAACUAAUUAAGAUCCAAAAGUACUAUAUAGGUUAUUAACUAAGGCUAUAUGCUUCCUUGAGACUACCAAUUUUGUUUUGUACAUUUCUCUUUUUGUGAAAAUUAUCAUAUCAUGGGGAAUAAUAUGACUGAGUUUAAGAUUCUGCCUCUCA
Messenger RNA from Solanum lycopersicum (tomato), 1715 nucleotides. Its product is annotated as la-related protein 6C-like. Gene Ontology annotation, cellular component: nucleus. Gene Ontology annotation, molecular function: mRNA binding. The record is from RefSeq and is a predicted model, not a curated record. Lineage: Eukaryota; Viridiplantae; Streptophyta; Magnoliopsida; Solanales; Solanaceae.